Molecule: messenger RNA, 927 nt
Organism: Alternaria atra
Lineage: Eukaryota; Fungi; Ascomycota; Dothideomycetes; Pleosporales; Pleosporaceae
Exons: 1
Coding region: 1-927 (308 amino acids)
Source: RefSeq, a predicted model, not a curated record
AUGACAACUAUUCUCGAUAUCCCAGGCAGCAACCCACCAAAUCGCUUCUCUUCGUCUAUUGAAAGUACUGUCACCUCUACGAAUUACUCUUCACUCGCGGAAGAAACAGCUAAAAACAUCAUCGAGUCGAUCAAUACAUGUUCCGACCCCGCUCACGCGCUCUGGGAACUCUGGGACGCCUUCUUCAUGGCUGUCGUAUCAUAUCCAUCUUCACAUGGAGCCCACAUUGCUCUCCUUGAUGCUAUUCGCGCGCAGCCACCUAGCCAGCCCACCAACGUGCCUGCAGAGUCCGAUGCAAAGCUCCGGCUCCGCAGCUAUACGAAAGUAGACGGAAGACUACACUGGUCAAAGCUGCCACUUUUCCAUGCGCAGUGGCGCGACGUGCAUGAUAUCCUGCACGAGUGGCGUGACUGGGACGGCAUACGUGAUCCAAGCACGAAUGACAGUUCGACUGGUAACAGGAUGAGCAGCAGCGGCGAUCAGCUGUAUCUCCGCUUUAGCAUUUUUUCAGCUUUGCUGCUAAAAAGUAGCAAAGAUACCUCCGCAACACAGACUGUGUGGGUUUUCUACGCCUGCAAAGACGUACUGGAGCGCGAAGCGCCCCAGCCCUAUGAGCCGAAAAAGCACAAAAUAUCGUCUGAGCAGGUGUGGGCGCUAGAUGUCCGUGUCGCAGCCACUUGGGUGCGAGAUGGAGGUUGGUCACUGUGGAAUACAGAUCAUGAAGAGCUGCGAGAGUAUUGGGCAGCAGCGUUGGACGAAAAGACGGUAUUGUGGCCGAGAGAAGACGGGCUGAUAAGGGAGCGGUGGCAGCUGUGGAAGGAGAGGCUAUGGGCUCUGAGUACGGAUGAGGCAAGUUUAGACCAGGAGACUAGGACCGUGACUCAAGAGGCGUAUGGAGUCAUUGAGGAUAUCCUGCGAGGGGUCUGA